GGGAAAUACGAGCUUUGGUUGAGUACGUGAAGGCAGCACGGUUGCCUGCAGUUUGUUGUUGCUCAAACCGCCUCAAACAUUUCGACAAAACCUGAAAAAACCUGUUAAAAUCUGAUUUAAUGAUGUUUGUUCGUGUUCGAGCUCACACGUGAACGAUGAGUCCUUCAUCCCCGGACAGAAGUAAGUCACUCCGCCACAUGUUCUUCCGCCAGGUGAGCUCCUCCUUCCUCCCCCGCGGCCGUCCUGCGCUCUGCAGGGCCGGCUUCAGGAGCAGGAGCAGCACCUCCUCUUCGUCCUCGUCUCACCUCCCACACGUCCCUGCUCCUCACCCAUGGUGGUCAGUGCGGGGAUUUCCCCCCUGGCCUCCUGGACUCCCUCACUCCCGCCCAGCAGCUCGUCGGGUCUUUCCUGGUAGGACGUCACACCCUCGAAGCAUCAACGCGGGCGGUGGUCGGUGUUCGUUCUCCACCUCUGCCGGCCUCAUGAUGGAGCAGCCCGGCAGAGACAGAGGGCCUCCGUACAAACGGAGGAAGAGCACAGAGGAGAAGAGGAGCGCUGAAGAAAGGGAAGGACGCAGAGGAGGAGGAGCAGAGGGGGCGACAGGAGGCUCCAAGAGGGAGCAGCAUCACUCCAGCUCAAGCAGAGACGGCUGCCACCGACCGUCGCACCACCACAAAGACGGAAGUCGAGGUGGAGGGAGCAGAGAGACUGGAAACUGUGUCAGAAAGGACAGCAGAGACAAAGACGGAGAGAGGACAAGAACUGAUAAAGACAGGCAGCGGAGAGACAGCGCCGGUCCAGAUCAAGAGAGGGGAGUGCAUCAGCACGGAGGGCCUCCACGGUCCAGGACUCAAACCCCCGGGUCAAACCCUGAGCAGGAUAAAGUUCCCUGGCACAAACCGAACCCUUGGUUCAACAAGAGAGAGGAGCAGGCAGAGCGCGGGAGGGACGCGAAAGCACCAGAGGGGCAGUUCAGGGACAGAAGCGGUGAUGAAGGGCAGCGGACGGGGCUUCCCUCGCAGCCUUGGACCUCCACUCAUCCCCCAAACCCGUGGCAGGUAGCCGGAGCCGACAGCCAGCCUCCUCCACCGGGAACCUUCCUGCCCGUUAAACCGGUGAAAGCUCUCCAGAGACACUGGGAGUCCCCGCGCGUCUGCGGCGCUGACGUCCGGCCGCCAGGGCACGGCACGCCGUUCGACUUCUCCGUGAUGUCCUACAACAUCCUGUCCCAGGAGCUGCUGCAGGACAACGCCUACCUGUACCGACACUGCGAGCCCGGCGUCCUGGACUGGAAGCACCGGCUGCCCAGCCUGCUGUCCGAGAUCCGGCAGCACAGCGCUGACAUCCUCUGUCUGCAGGAAGUCCAGCAGGACCACUAUGAAGACCAGAUCAAACCUGCUCUGCAGGCGCUCGGUUACCAGUGCGAGUACAAGAAGCGGACAGGGAAGAAACCCGACGGUUGUGCCGUCGUCUUCAAAUCCUCCCGCCUGUCGCUGCUCUCCUCCAAUCCCGUCGAAUACUUCCGCCCCGGCGACGCCCUCCUCGACCGGGACAACGUCGGAUUGGUCGUGCUGCUGCGACCGAACGACGCCGCGGGCCGCUCGGAUCCCUCCGCCUUCAUCUGCGUGGCCAACACUCACCUCCUGUACAACCCGCGGCGCGGCGACAUCAAACUGGCGCAGCUGGCGAUCCUGUUCGCCGAGAUCAACCGGCUGUCCCGCCUCCCGGAUGGGUCGGCCAGUCCGGUGGUGCUGUGCGGGGACUUUAACUCGACGCCGUGGAGUCCGCUGUACAGAUUUCUGACCACGGGCUGCCUGGACUACAGAGGGCUGCAGAUCGGCGCGGUGUCCGGACAGGAGAACAAAGGUCAGCGGCUCCUCACGGCCCCGAUCUGGCCUCACAGUUUGGGAAUCGACCAGCGGUGUCAGUACACGGACAAACCCACAGAGUCCUCGCCCAGCAGCCCCACAGCCGUCGAAGGAGCGAUCUCGAACCUCACCGUGGAAGAUCUCGCCACAAAAGCCGCCUUCGCUGUCAGCAGGUGGAGGAUAGAGCACAGCCUGAAGCUGCACUCGUCCUACCAGCACCACCUGAUGCCUGAUGGGAGACCUGAGAUCACCACCUGUCACUCACGCACCGCCAUGACCGUGGAUUACAUCCUGUACACUCCCGAACUCAUCACACCUUCUUCACUUCCUGGUGGGCGGCGGCGGGGCGGCCUCCACCUGCUGUGCCGGCUCUCAUUGGUCGGCCAGUCGGAGCUGGAGGACGUCGGCGGCCUGCCCAGUCGCUGUCACUCGUCCGAUCACCUGCCGCUCCUCGCUCGCUUCCGCUUCUGGCACUGACCCGGGAGUCGGCCACAGCCAAUCAGAGCGGCACACGUAAAAUAAUUAAAAAUGUUUUUGGAUAAAAGUUCAGUUCAGUUUUCCAUCAAACAGCUGUGAAGGUAAAAAUAUUUAACAUUUAAUUUCUCAGCAGGGAACAAAACUUUCUUCUUCUUCUCAGUUUGCUGCCGUCAAAGUUGAACUUUAGUUUUAAAGUUAAUUUUAAUCCUCUUAACGAGUUCUCGGUAACUGAAGAUCUGCGUCUGUGUUCAAACAUGAACAAAGGUUUGAUCUGUUUUUUUUAUGGUUCCCCUGCUGCUGAUGUUGAAGCCACAGAUUUUAAACGUGUUUUUUAAAGUGUACUUGAAGUUAACGAGUGAAGCUACUUGAAAUAUUUAAAUAUUACAAAUUAUGAAUGUUUCUUAUUUUUUUAAAUCUGCGUGAAACGCCAGAUGAAGAAAAAAAGAAGUCCCACUUUGAUCUUUAAAAUAUAUUUUCAACAAAGAGCAGCUCGGACGCAGCGUGUCGAGGUUUGCUCGACUGUGAUUGGAGCACACGGCAGAAAGGGGCGGGGCUUUCGAACGGUUAAUUGGUUAUGUAAUUAAUUUUCCUUGCACUAGUUUCAAAGUUGACCCUGUAAUGAGAUGAAUGAUCUCACAGGCUGAUUAUUCAUCAUGAACAAUAAAAUAGUUUUUAAAUUUAAAGACGCUGCUCAUGUCACAGUUUUCUUUUGACAAACUCGGUGCUGUGAGAAAAGAAACUCAAAGAUGUCGUGUUAUAAUUUCAGACUCAUAACGUGGAGUGUAAAUAUAUUUUUCUAACAUACUGGGAACUGACUGAUUGUUCAUAUUGACUGUAAAUAAAGAACUCUGUGUU
Messenger RNA from Larimichthys crocea (large yellow croaker), 3200 nucleotides. It is a transcript of the gene angel2, whose product is annotated as angel homolog 2 (Drosophila). Lineage: Eukaryota; Metazoa; Chordata; Actinopteri; Sciaenidae. Gene Ontology annotation, molecular function: mRNA 3'-UTR binding; 3'-5'-RNA exonuclease activity. The coding region runs from base 156 to 2345 and encodes 729 amino acids. Gene Ontology annotation, biological process: 3'-UTR-mediated mRNA stabilization. The transcript is spliced from 9 exons. The record is from RefSeq and is a predicted model, not a curated record.